Lagopus muta (rock ptarmigan) is the source of this 1388-nucleotide messenger RNA. RefSeq names its product dehydrogenase/reductase X-linked (gene DHRSX). The coding region runs from base 119 to 1123 and encodes 334 amino acids. NCBI's taxonomy places the organism in Eukaryota, Metazoa, Chordata, Aves, Galliformes, Phasianidae. The transcript is spliced from 7 exons. The record is from RefSeq and is a predicted model, not a curated record.
CGCUGGGUGGGGGCCGCCCCGAGCCGCGCCCCCUGGCCCGCCGCCGGCGGAACCUCCGCGCCGCGCGCAUCGGGAGCGGUACUUGUGCUCCCCGCUCCGCCGAGGGGCGGAGGCAGCCAUGUCGCUAUUGUCUCCGCUGGUGCCCUUGCUGAGGGUGUACUACUCCGGCCUCGCCGUCAUCCUGCACCAGCUACGCCGCCGCCUCCGCUCGCGUUGCCCCCCGACCCCAGUUUUCCCUACACAAAAUGGAAAAGUUGCUAUAGUGACUGGAGGUGCUAAAGGAAUUGGUUACCAUACUGUGAAGCAUUUGGCAAGACUUGGCAUGCACGUUAUAAUAGCUGGAAACAGCGAGAGAGAAGGCCAAGAAGCGGUGAGGAAAAUAAAAGAAGAAACUUUGACUGGAAAAGUGGAGUUUUUAUACUGUGAUUUGGCUUCCAUGAAGUCUAUUCGGCAAUUUGUGCAGCAGUUUAGAGCAAAGAAUUGUCCACUCCAUGUGCUGGUGAAUAAUGCGGGGGUGAUGCUGGUCCCUGAAAGGCAGACAGAGGAUGGGUUUGAGGAGCACUUCGGCUUGAACUACUUGGGACACUUCCUGCUGACUAACCUCCUCUUGGAUACGCUGAAGCAAUCAGGAACGCACAGUCACAGCGCUAGGAUCGUCACUGUCUCAUCAGCCACCCAUUAUGUAGGCGAAUUGCACCUGGACGACUUACAAAGCAGAUGUUCGUAUUCACCCCAUGGAGCCUAUGCCCAAAGCAAACUUGCCCUUGUGUUAUUUACCUAUCGACUACAGCAUCUUCUGACUGCAAAUGGAAGCCAUGUGACUGCUAAUGUAGUAGACCCUGGAGUAGUGAAUACUGAGCUCUACAAGCAUGUCUUUUGGGUUGUAAAAGUGGUCAAAUGGAUGACUGCCUGGCUAUUUUUCAAGACUCCAGAAGAAGGAGCCUCUACAACCAUCUAUGCAGCAGUAUCACCUGAGAUGGAAGGAGUUGGCGGCUGUUACCUUUACAAUGAGGAAAGGACAAAAUCAGCUGACGUAGCAUAUGAUGAGGAGCUGCAAAGAAGGCUCUGGACAGAAAGCUGCAAGAUGGUUGGGAUUUCUGAUGAAUCCAGCAGAGCUCCCUAGAAGAAGCCACUUCCAGCUGAGUAAAUGAAAUAUAUUGGCAAGCAUCUAAGGUGAAUUCUUGCAGCAUCAGUCAUCAUCCUGGAAAUCACCGUUCAGUCCCAAAGGCAAACAUGAACAGCUCUGUUCUUCACUGAAACCCCUAGUCUGCUAGGGUGUAGGGGGAGUAUUCCCACAGAAAGAUGUACGUGGUUGGUUUUAAAUCUAACCAUCAGUUUUGUAAAUCAUGAUGUUUCAGUCCGUGAUUAAAAUACAAUCUUUAACCUUG